Molecule: messenger RNA, 1389 nt
Organism: Colletotrichum chrysophilum
Lineage: Eukaryota; Fungi; Ascomycota; Sordariomycetes; Glomerellales; Glomerellaceae
Exons: 4
Coding region: 1-1389 (462 amino acids)
Biological process (GO): transmembrane transport
Cellular component (GO): membrane
Molecular function (GO): transmembrane transporter activity
Source: RefSeq, a predicted model, not a curated record
AUGUCGCGCUCAGGAGUCGACAAGGACUCAGGCAAAGAUCCUCAAGUUGAGAUGUUGGACGACGCCGUCAAGCCAAAUUCUGCCGACGAUGUAGUCAUUCAGGAUCGCGAGCUAAAAGAACGGCGGCUAGUGCGAAGGAUAGACAUUCGAAUUCUCGUCUUCCAGGAGCUUCUCUUACAACGUACUGACAUUUCGUGGGCACAUGUCCUCAACUACCUGGACCGUAACAACAUUGCGACCGCAAGACUUGGUGACUUUGAGAAGGAUAUUGGCUUGGUCGGCACGCAAUACAACACCAUCAUCAGUGUCUUUUUUGUUGGAUAUAUCUUGACUCAGGUGCCGACAAACAUGAUCUUGAACAAGAUGCGACCGAGUAUCUUCCUGCCUGUCGUCAUGUGCUGUUGGGCGGUGGUUAGUGCCUCGACAGGUGCGGUACAGAACUACACUGGUGCUGUUGUACUUCGGUUUCUCCUGGGUUUCGUCGAGGCGCCAUUCUUCCGUAAGAUCCGUUCCAUCGUUUCAAUCAUCAUCGAAGGCACGAUCCCCAUUCCUGUAGCCGUCCUCACCUACUUCACUCUACCCGAUUAUCCGGCGACGACGAAAUGGCUCACAGAUGAAGAAAGACAGCUUGCCACUCUACGUAUUACAGAGGAGGCCGUUGAAGAAGAUGACCGAGGCGAGGCGACCGCCUGGCAGGGUUUGAAGAUGUCGUUCACUGACCCAGCGCUGUACAUGAUUUGGCUGAUGCAGCUGGGAUUGAACACGGCAGCUUCCUUCACCAACUUCUUUCCGACCAUUGUUGCAACUCUUGGCUAUAAUCAGCGAAACACCUUGCUCCUGUCGGCCCCUCCUUACGUCUUCGCUGCCAUUCUUGGAAUUACCAACUCAUGGCAUUCAGACAAGCAUCGCGAGCGAUGGCUCCACAUCGUCUGGCCUCAGGUCUUUUGCAGUGUUGGCUUCAUCAUCUCGGCCACUACCCUCAACGUCGCUGCAAGAUACACCGCGACAUUCAUGAUGAUGAGCGUGUACGGCUCUUUCGGCUGCAUUCUCUCAUGGGUAUCAACAACCCUGCCACGUCCGUCUACCAAACGAGCUGUGUCCUACGCUGUCGUCAACGCCGGAAGUAACUUGGCUAGUAUCUAUGCCAGUUACUUCUACCCUAAGUCGCAUGGGCCUCAGUACUGGCAGGCCAAUAUCCUGAACGUCGCCUUCGCUGCAUUGUGCAUCCUACUGGCUACGAUUCUACAUUUCUACCUCCGCUGGAGGAACAGAAAGCUUCGUCGCGCUGGUGACGAAGACUUACUGGCCGCGGGUGUUCGUGAAGGGUCUCGUUCAAGAGCUCUUGGGGAGCGCUGGCAGUGUCAUCCCGCUUACCAGUACACUCUUUGA